CCCUCAAACACUCUGAAACUCUGUUCACUGUCCUCCUUCCCUGUUCCUUCCAGAGAAUCCAUUCUCUCUCUCUCUUCCAGCCUUCCCUACUUCCAAAUCCUGGACCGCCAUAUCCCACCCAUCAUGCUUCAAAGCCUGCUCCCUCGAUCGUCCAUCAAUGCAAACUCCACCUCCGACGCGGCUCCGGCGAUCACCAUGAAACCUUCCAAACGUUCUUCCCCUUCCUCCAACUCCGACGAACUCCCAGCCGGAAAAAAGCCCCACUACUCUCCCCUCGCCGAGGCCUGCGCCACCUCCUCCUCGACAUCCACCUCGUCCUCGCCAGAACAAGAAUCCCGAAUUCUCCGCCUGCUCACCCUCCUCCUCCACUGCGCCGAAUCCAUCGCCCUCGACAACCUCUCCUAUGCGGUAACUCUCCUCCCCGAAAUUUCCUCCCUCUCCUCUCCAUUCGGAUCCUCUCCUGAACGCGUCGCCGCCUACUUCGCCGACGCCCUUCAUGCCCGCAUCCUCUCCUCCUUCCUCGGUACGUACUCUCCUCUCUCCCUCAAGCCCCUAACCCUAACGCUAACCCGCCGCAUCUCCCGCUCCUUCCAAUUCCUCAACUCCAUCUCUCCUCUUCUCAAAUUCUCUCACUUCACAUCCAACCAAGCCAUCUUUCAAGCCCUAGCUUCCCACGACCGUGUCCACAUCCUCGACUUCGAUAUCAUGCAUGGCCUUCAAUGGCCUGGACUGUUUCACAUGCUCUCCUCCCGCGCUCGUCCCAUUCAGUCCAUUCGCAUCACCGGCAUCGGCCCCGCAGCCGAAAUCCUCGACUCCACCGGCCGCAGCCUCGCCGAUUUCGCCGCCGGAUUUCGAAUCCCAUUCGAUUUCACCCCGAUCGAAGGCAAAAUCGGCGACCUCACCGAUCUCACCCCUUUCAGACCCAGCGACCCAUCUGAAGCGAUCGUCAUCCAUUGGACGCAACAUUGUUUAUACGAUAUCACCGGAUCGGAUCUCGCCGCCGCGCAAAUCCUCAAAUCCAUCCGCCCCCGUAUCGUCACCGUAGUAGAGCAGGAUCUCGUCCAAGGAGGCGACUUUCUCUGCAGGUUCGUCGAAGCUCUUCAUUACUACUCUGCUCUGUUCGAUGCAAUUGGAGAUGGAGGUGGAGGAGGGGAGGAGAGGUGGGAAGUUGAGAGAGGGGUUUUGGGUGGGGAGAUUCGGAACAUAGUGGCGAUCGGCGGGCCGAAGAGGACGGGUGAAGUGAGGGUAGAGAAAUGGGGGGAUGAGCUCCGACGAGUGGGAUUCCGGCCGGUGUCACUCGCCGGAAGUCCAGCAGCUCAGGCGAGCUUGUUGUUGGGGAUCGUGCCAUGGAAGGGGUACACGCUGGUGGAGGAAGGGGGCAGAUUGAAGUUGGGUUGGAAAGAUUUGUCGCUGUUAACGGCGUCGGCGUGGCGGCCGGCCGCCGUUGCCGGAGAAGCAGAGGGAGGCGAGGGAGAGGAGAUGGACACCAGUGAUAGUCUUGUCAUCUGAGGAAAAUUGGUUCUAAAUUGUUAAAUUGUAUAAUGCCAUAAAAUUUCAGAUUGGAAAUCA
This is a messenger RNA of Dendrobium catenatum, 1569 nucleotides long. Its product is annotated as scarecrow-like protein 23. Gene Ontology annotation, molecular function: sequence-specific DNA binding; DNA-binding transcription factor activity. Gene Ontology annotation, biological process: regulation of DNA-templated transcription; bundle sheath cell fate specification; leaf development. Gene Ontology annotation, cellular component: nucleus. The coding region runs from base 124 to 1509 and encodes 461 amino acids. The transcript has a single exon. The record is from RefSeq and is a predicted model, not a curated record. Lineage: Eukaryota; Viridiplantae; Streptophyta; Magnoliopsida; Asparagales; Orchidaceae.